Staurois parvus is the source of this 1725-nucleotide messenger RNA. The record is from the annotation of a GenBank genome assembly. Lineage: Eukaryota; Metazoa; Chordata; Amphibia; Anura; Ranidae.
UGUACUCAGGGAGUGAACGGGAAGAGCGUCUCCCCGCCAGAACCUGCGAAGACCUACAAGGUUGGAUGGCUGAAGAAGAGCAGCGGGCUGCUGGGACUAUGGAAGGAUCGCUACAUUCAGAUACUGAAGACACAGCUCCUUGUAUGUGACAAUGAGGAAGAUCAAAAGUGUUUGGAGACAUUGGAGCUUGCCAGCUAUGAACGAUGUCAGGACCAAAAAGGCCUCCUAAAACGUAAAAGGCAUUUCUCAUUGAUCCCGUCCCCGGGCGCAAAGGUGCAAGAAGCCAAAUUUCAGGCCAAAAGUGCUGAGGAACGAGACAUAUGGAUGCAAGCCCUGAACGACGGCAUAAACCGGAAAAAAAACAAGGUCCUCGAUGAGGUGACGGUAGACACUUCAUGCUCUUUGGAACAUGUGACCCGGCACAGAGUUAAAGUCGGAGCAGCAAAGAGAAGACCCCCAACCAGGAUCCACCUCAAAGAGGUGGCAGAGGCGGCAACUGAUGACUCUCUAAGGUUGGGUCUGGAGGCGUUGGACACUGGAAUAUUAACAAUAGUUCCCCCAGCACCCAAGCCUAAGGCAGCAGAACCAGAACCAGAACCGCAAAAGGAACCUGUAAAGAUCCCUAUGCCACCCACAAAGCCAAAUCCUCCACCAACUACAGAGACUACCGCUCCUGACACUGUAGACGGUGAAGUUCAAGCACCUAAAGCACCAGCUCCUCCUCCAAAAAAUCUUAAAGAAAAUGUUUAUGCUCGUGAGAAGCUAAUGUCUGAAAAUGAACAGACUAGCAUGGAAGAAAAUCCAGCAUUUAAUGUUCUUCAAAGCGAGAGCACAGAAAAUCUAAAUGAAGUGAUGAGCUCUCCUCCCAAACCACCUCCUAAAAUUCUUUCUGACAAAAUGAGGAUUAAGUGGGUCGGUUCAGCAUCAGACUUGGAGGAGAAAGAGGACAUCAUGGCGGACGAGAGAGGAAGCAAAGAGAACUUAGUUGAGUUUGAGUCUGAUGAUCUGGAAAACCCAUCAGUCCCACAUCAAGUAGAGUCAUUAGAAGACUUACGAACAGAGGAAUUAAGAAGUCGCUCAAAUAGCCUUCAAGAUGAAUGUAAGAGGGUGUCCCAAUAUCUGAAUGACGAGGACACAGAUGAAGGAGCUCUUCAGGGGACAUCUGCAGAUGGUAUAUGUAACAGCAAUAAGGAUAAAGACAACAAUGAGUUGGAGAAGAACGAUUUACCAACAAGUGAUGUCCAAGAACAGAAUACUACACAACCAAUUGAUGAGAAGAAGUUCCGAUACAUAAAACAUAAAAAGAAAACUGGCCAUGUGACAAUGCAAACACAUCACAUUAAAAGUCAAAUGAAAGCAUCUUCCAUGGGAGACCUCUUAUCUCCAACACCAGAUAAGGAUAGCACUGUGCUACAUCUAACUAAAGACCACUUAGAUCAAGUGGAGUUGAAGCUAGCCUGUGGAAAGGAGAGAACAAAGACUCUGCUAAACCAGAUUUUGAAAGGACAACUUGGAAAGACUGCAGAAGAGAAUGGGGUAGAGUUUAAUCCAGAAACCAUUCUAAAUGAUCUGAUGACCCAACUUCAAGAAGCUUCUGAGGUUCUUCAAGAGAUAAAGGAGAAGGAGCCUAGAAAUAUCUCAAACACAUCAGAUGUAGGGACUGAAAACCAGAAAGAAAAGAAUAAAGAACUAUUGGCACUGCAAAGGAGAAGUGUUCCAUUUUAG